CUGGUAAGCUUUAAGGCAGAGGAGACCUAAGAGCUGAGACAUGCUAUGUUGAGUGGAGCGUAUUUACGGGUGCUGAAUGAGAGGCCAGGCCAGGCAGUUUUAUGGAGUCUUGGAUGCCAGAGAGGGUCUGCAAGCUCCACUGAGGGGAAUCGCUGCGUGGAAGCGGCCGAGGCGUGCACGGCAGACGAGCAGUGCCAGCAGCUGCGCUCCGAGUACGUGGCGCAAUGCCUGGGCCGGGCGGGCUGGCGGGGACCCGGGAGCUGCGUGCGCUCCCGCUGCCGCCGUGCCCUGCGCCGCUUCUUCGCCCGCGGGCCUCCGGCGCUCACGCACGCGCUGCUCUUCUGCCGAUGCGAAGGCCCCGCGUGCGCCGAGCGCCGGCGCCAGACCUUCGCGCCCGCCUGCGCGUUCUCGGGCCUGGAGCUGGCGCCACCUUCCUGCCUGAAGCCCUUGGACCGCUGCGAGCGAAGCCGCCUGUGCCGGCCCCGUCUCUUUGCCUUCCAGGCCUCAUGCGCUCCCGCGCCCGGCUCCCGCGACCGCUGUCCGGAGGAGGGGGGCCCGCGGUGUCUGCGCGCCUACGCAGGCCUCGUAGGCACCGUGGUCACCCCCAACUACCUGGACAACGUGAGCGCGCGCGUUGCGCCCUGGUGCGGCUGUGAGGCCAGCGGAAACCGGCGCGAAGAGUGCGAAGCCUUCCGCAAGCUUUUUACAAGGAACCCCUGCUUGGAUGGUGCCAUACAAGCCUUUGACAGCUCGCAACCAUCAGUUCUGCAGGACCAGCGGAACCACCAGAGUGCUGGGUGCUGUUUCCUGCGGGUGUCCUCGAUGUCCAUACUCACUGCCCUGGCUCUCCAGGCCCUGCUCUAAUUAGGAAGGUGAACCAUGGACAACACAGCUGACUGCCAUGUCUCUGGAUUAUGCUCACUGAACUGAAACUCCCUUGCCCUCAGGUCUGCUGUCCUUUGCAGGUCUGGACCCCUGCGUGGCUGUCUCUUGGACUGGGAGCUGGAGGCUAGGGCCCGACUGUUAGGUUCCCCUGUUCGUAGGCAUCUCGCCUGUUUUCUUUACCAUCCUUGAGAUGAUGGUAGAUGAUAUUUAGCACCUGUAGACAAGGCCUCAUGGGCCCCCUGGGCUUACAGAGCAGAACAGAGACUAGCCUCCUGCUCUUAGAAUUGGAUAGUGUUCUUUUCCAAGAAGAAUGGCACUAAGGCGAUCAUAUGAACAGACUGACAGAUGAGACUGCAGUCUAAAUACCUGUGCCCCAGGGCCAGCGCUGACCUUGCUUGUCACCUAUGACAUGGUGCUGUGUAGGGAUUAAAGAGAGAGAUUCAGGUCCCUCCUGCUGGACAUCCCACUGGCCUCCCAGACUCUCCCAGCACCUGCAGUGGCACAGCAGCUCAAUAAACCCAUGUGCACUGAGA
Messenger RNA from Rattus rattus (black rat), 1418 nucleotides. RefSeq names its product GDNF family receptor alpha 4 (gene Gfra4). Lineage: Eukaryota; Metazoa; Chordata; Mammalia; Rodentia; Muridae. Gene Ontology annotation, biological process: nervous system development. Gene Ontology annotation, molecular function: glial cell-derived neurotrophic factor receptor activity. Gene Ontology annotation, cellular component: external side of plasma membrane; signaling receptor complex. The transcript has 6 exons. Bases 46 to 864 code for a protein of 272 amino acids. The record is from RefSeq and is a predicted model, not a curated record.